Molecule: messenger RNA, 1085 nt
Organism: Anguilla anguilla (European eel)
Lineage: Eukaryota; Metazoa; Chordata; Actinopteri; Anguilliformes; Anguillidae
Product: protein Wnt-8-like
Exons: 6
Coding region: 18-1085 (355 amino acids)
Biological process (GO): neuron differentiation; canonical Wnt signaling pathway; multicellular organism development
Cellular component (GO): extracellular region
Molecular function (GO): cytokine activity; frizzled binding
Source: RefSeq, a predicted model, not a curated record
ACGGAGGAAGAUCUACAAUGCGUUUCUGUUCGUUUCUUUGGCUCUUUGCAUUUUGCAGUUAUCAUGCCGUUCUUCUCGGACACACAUGGUCAUUGAACAAUUUUCUCAUGACCGGACCAAAGGCAUAUCUUACUUAUGCCAGUAGCGUGCACGCGGGAGCACAAAACGGCAUCGACGAGUGCAAGCACCAGUUCGCGUGGGACAGGUGGAACUGCCCAGAGACCGCCCUCCCAUUGUCCACUCAUAAAGGACUACGACGCGCCACAAGAGAAACAUCCUUCGUCCACGCGAUCAGCGCCGCUGGGGUGAUGUACUCUCUGACCAGAAACUGCAGCCUCGGUGCCUUGGACAGCUGUGGCUGUGACCAAUCAAAAAACGGAAAAAUUGGCGGUCGUGGGUGGUUGUGGGGUGGAUGCAGCGACAACGUGGAAUUCGGGGAGAAAAUUUCUAAGAGCUACGUGGAUGCGCUGGAGACUGGGCAGGACUCACGAGCUGCUGUCAACUUGCACAACAACGAGGCCGGUAGAAAGGCUGUGAAAGCGACUAUGAAGCGAAUUUGCAGGUGCCACGGCAUGUCCGAGAGUUGCACGAUCCAGACGUGCUGGCUGCAGCUCUCCGAUUUCCGGGAAAUCGGAAAUUACCUGAAGGUGAAGCAUGACCAGGCGCAGAAGCUGGAGAUGGAUAAGAGGCGGAUGCGCGCCGGGAACAGCGCCGACAGCCGAGGGGCGAUCGCGGAUGCGUUCGGCACCAUCGAUGAGUCAGAACUGAUCUAUCUGGAGGACUCCCCGGAUUACUGCAGGAGGAACGUGAGCCUGGGACUGCUGGGCACGGAAGGGCGGCAGUGCCUGCAGACCGGGGACGGGCUGUCCCAGUGGGAGAAGCGCAGCUGCCGCAGGCUCUGCCAUGACUGCGGCCUGCGCGUAGAGGAGAGGCGAACGGAGACCGUGAGCAGCUGCAACUGCAAGUUCCACUGGUGCUGCACGGUCAAGUGCGAGAACUGCUCCCAGGUCACCGUCAAGCACGUGUGCGCGCGGAGAGACGGCGGGCAGGGGAAACACAGAAGGAAAGCGCGCGGACAUAAAUGA